CUUUAUUCGUCUACUAGUGACCCAUAGAUUCAAAAUAUCUAUUAUAACAUCAUUAUGUUUCAACAGAUACUUAAGGCAGUGAUGGUAUUAAGUUUUCUUGGUUCAGUGAAAUCUCUUCUAUGUUAUACUUGCAGCUAUACUGAGACGUUAUCCGGAGCGGAAAAAGGCUGCAUUUUGGAUGUAGCAGGUGUGCGGCAAACUAAUUGUACUAAGAAAUACUGCACUAUUUUAAGGCAGGAAUCAGUGGGCUCUGGAGGAAAAAUUAUUUCGUUUCUCAGGGGUUGUGAAGAUAAGCCAUUGUAUUUGAAUACAGUAAAACAAGACUCGCAAUUUAAAACAUAUUACCGCAGUUGUACUAAAGAUUUGUGUAAUAACUCAGAUGGAACACACUCCGACUCUUCAUUAGAUGCCAACUAUGGUGCUGCAGCUAAUGCUAUUGUAGCGGGUCAAAGUAGUGCAAAAUCCAUUGCAAAAUUUGUAUCAAACAGCAGAAUAUUUUUUCUCUCAUUAAUAACCUCAUAUGUAUACAAAUAUAUUUAAUCACAGAUUAAAACAACAUUGGUCAUACGUAUCUGAUUAUACUUAAAGAUGUCGCUGUAAAUAUUACUUAAGACCU
Teleopsis dalmanni is the source of this 616-nucleotide messenger RNA. RefSeq lists its product as uncharacterized. The record is from RefSeq and is a predicted model, not a curated record. NCBI's taxonomy places the organism in Eukaryota, Metazoa, Arthropoda, Insecta, Diptera, Diopsidae. The coding region runs from base 55 to 540 and encodes 161 amino acids. The transcript is spliced from 4 exons.